CAUGCAACUGGGAUACCUGCUCCCUCCGGCACUCCUGGUGCUCACAGGUUUAUGGCUGAAGGAAGGGCUCCUUACUCAUCUAGAGCUUAGUUCUUGCACAGUGAAGGACCCCAAUUCCCAGAAGCCAAGCAUUCUGCCUGAGGGACUGACCUGCUAUCCCACCAGGCCUGAGAAGAGAACCAAUAAAUCUCCAAGCAAAAAGAUGACUUCGAGGCAGUCAAAGACCAACCUGAAAAAGGUCUAUGGGUCUGGCAAAGGAGAACCAGAAGAAGAUUACAUCACACCGGGACCCUUUGAGCUGGAGCGCCUCUUUUGGAAGGGGAAUCCCCAAUACACUCAUGUCAAUGAGGUCUGGCCCAAACUCUACAUUGGAGAUGAGGCUACGGCAUUGGACCGGUACAGUUUAGAGAAAUCUGGCUUCACCCACGUCCUAAAUGCUGCCCACGGCCGAUGGAACGUAGACACGGGUCCGGAGUACUACAGAGACAUGGCCAUUGAAUACCAUGGAGUGGAAGCUGAUGACCUCCCCACCUUCAACCUCAGCGAGUUCUUUUACUCGGCCGCCCAGUUCAUCGACUCCGCUCUCCAAAGCGAUAGGAAUAAAAUUCUAGUUCACUGUGCUAUGGGCCGUAGUCGCUCAGCUACCUUGGUCUUGGCAUACCUAAUGAUUUACAGGAACAUGACAGUGGUGGAUGCCAUUGAACAAGUUGCCAAGAAUCGCUGCGUUCUACCCAAUCGUGGAUUUCUCAAACAGCUUCGGGAACUGGACAAACAGCUGCUCCUCCAAAGGCGAAACGCUCAGUCUAAUGAAGAAGAGAACUUGGAAGAGAAAGAGAUCUAAGACUUGACAACCCCUUCACACAUAGUUGCCCCCAAAUACUUUGAGCUGGAGAAGAACAUUUAAAAAAAAUAGCCCCUUAAAAUUCUUUGGCAUGAAGAAGAAAAACAUGGAAGUCAGCCAUUAUUUCUUCAGAGUAGCUUUUAAGCAUCACAGGGAGUGCUGUGGAACAUAUUAGGGGAUCAUUUAAAACCCAUACUCCCUCAGCUGCCUCCCUUUAGGGUCUAAUACUUUUGUUUCACAGCAAGAGGAAAAGGAAAAAAAAAGUAUUUUACAGUGGAAUUGGUUGCAGAUGAGCAUGUAGAACUUCAGUGAAACCUAAGUCUGUAAUGGGGAGGUGAGAAUGACUGGAAAACAUAUAGAAACUGUGCCAUGAUCCAAACUUUUGGUCCUGUCCUCUGCAAAAGGCACCUUUUCCCCACGGACUGUUAUUUUACAACGGAUUUUAAAGCAACCCAAGGGCAGGCUUAUGGCAAGGAGGGCUGUGUCAGAAGAGUGUCACGUUAACUAAUAACACAUCACUUCCUCUGGGUCGUAAUUUGUUUUCUUUCUUUCCAUAAAUCUUUUCAUGGUAUCAAGCACCAUCUUUUAUCACCUGGGCCAUCCAGGAAUUCUUCUAGGCUUACCUUGGCAUUCACUGAUGCCAGCCUUUGAAAGUGGCAUCUGACAUGCUCUCGUGGGGCAGUGCUCAUCUGCACUGGUGGAUGCAUGUAUGAAACGGGACGUUUCCAGAAUUUACAACCUAAUCUAGCUUCCU
Messenger RNA from Gracilinanus agilis (Agile Gracile Mouse Opossum), 1595 nucleotides. RefSeq names its product dual specificity phosphatase 29 (gene DUSP29). Lineage: Eukaryota; Metazoa; Chordata; Mammalia; Didelphimorphia; Didelphidae. Gene Ontology annotation, biological process: protein dephosphorylation; negative regulation of MAPK cascade. Gene Ontology annotation, molecular function: protein tyrosine/serine/threonine phosphatase activity; MAP kinase phosphatase activity. The coding region runs from base 2 to 841 and encodes 279 amino acids. The transcript is spliced from 5 exons. Gene Ontology annotation, cellular component: cytoplasm. The record is from RefSeq and is a predicted model, not a curated record.